AAACAUAAUAACAAUGAUAUUCAUGAUUGUAAAGCAAAAAAAUGUCUUACCAAAGGAGAGAGAGUCUUGAAAAUGGUUCAGAGUUGAAUAAGAUAUUGGUUUUGGAAAGGUAAAAAUCGGUAAGGCCUUCUUCAUCUUCAUGCGCUCAUCAUUUUCAUCGAUCCAAUGUGUAUGUGUUUUAUAUCUAUUUGUCCUUUACUCUGUCUAUUUCAUGAUCAUCAUCCAUGAUCAUAAUAAUAAUCAUCUUCUUGUUCAUCUGUUAGCCAACCAAGAGUUACCAUAACAACAAUAAUCGACUGACUCCCUCUGCUGUAUUUUUUCAACUCCAUGGGAUCUGGUAAAAGCCUUGUGAGUUGUUUCACUGAACAAUCACAAUUCAGUUAACUGUUUAUUGAACAUCUUUACCGUUUUAUCUCAUCGUUACACAAUAGAUAGUAUAUGUAUAUGUGUAUAUUUAAAGUAGUAGUAGCAAAAGAAAUAUCAUCAACAUCAUCAUCGACAACAACAGCAAAAGCUGGAAGCGUAAAUUAUAUGCAACUGUUCAAACAUGAUUUCUGGUUUCAAAUUGUAAGAUAUUUUGACAACAAUUGGGAAUGAUGAUCAUUUGUGAAUCUUUAUUGUCCUCACCAUUGUCAUUAUCAUCAUCUUUUUUUGCACCGGUCAACAGUCAAUUGGAAUCCUUUCUCUAUUGCCUAGCAUUGGGUUCAACAAAAGUUGAAACAACGCCAUUUAUAUCGAAAGCGCCAAUAACCAGAUUAUCAAGCCAUUUGUUAGAGAUUUCAAUUUUAUUUUCUUCAACUCUAAUUUUGUAUUGUUCAUUGUUAAAUCAGUCAACUUGCAGAGAUCAAAUUCAACUAUAAAAAAAACCAGAUUCUAAUGUUACCUUUAAUUAUUUCAAAAAUCUGGUUUUCUCUGUUUUGUUAACAUUAUCGUCUGACUAUCAAACGGAUUAUAACCCUUCAUGUUAUUGUUUUGUUUUGCUUUAUUUUUGUGCCUUUAACCAUCUUUAAUCAAUGAUUGCAAAUUUUUGCAUUUGAGCUUUCAUGUUCAAUUAACUGUCACUUAGAUUCACAGUGUCUGUAUUUGGUUUGCUGUUCUGUUCAGUUCUUUUCUUUGUUUUUUUCUCACUUACACUCAUGUGGUUCAUUAGUUAUCGCUGAUAAUUGCUUGCUGAUGUCAUCAUCAUCACCAUCAACAUCACCAUCAUUAUCAUCAUUAACAUUCCCAUCUUUAUCUUACCAUCAUCAUCAUUUAUCAUCCUCAUGUUUAGUAAUGUUGAAGGGAAGAAGAGAAAGUUAAAUCAAACCAUUUGUUUUAUUUUUUUUUCUUCUCUUCCUAAGUAAAUAACGGAUUUCACAUCAAUCAACUUUACCUGAUGCAAGUGAAAAACAGUCAACAUUAAUGGAGUCAAGUUAACUGGCCUGUUAUCAUUACAACACAGGAUCAACAAAACAUUUGUGUUUCAGUGUAAUCACCUUACGGAAUUAUAUUAUAAUUAGGAAUCACACUAUAUACAGAGUUACAUUUGAAGAGUUACGUUUUUGUUAAAUUGUGUCCUUUCAAAGAAGAGCCAAACAAACUAAACUGUUAACAUGUUGGAACCAUCAUCAUCCGAGGAUGAAAACGACGAGUUGGGCCAUGAAGAUUCAGACAAUUUAUCAAACUCAACCCGAGAUGGUUCCUAUCCUGGAGGAAGCUCAAGCCUCGGUGGAUCCAUUGGAUCUACAGGAUUAUAUGUUAGUGGCGGUGGUGGAGCAGGUGGACCUCGAUCGGUGUCACCAGCAAUAUCUGGAAUGAUAAUAUCUGAUUCAGGAAAUUCAACACUUCGCUCAGUCUCCAAUGAUCGUCUCAAUGUUACCGGGUCUCGAGGAUCAGGGUCACUGUUGUCCCGAUCCGUGUCUCCUUCACCAUCACCCUCAUCAACCUUGUCCAUCGGAACAACUGCCUCUAUAUCUGCAGGCCAAGCAACAACUGGAUCCAAUGUUCUUGGUACAUCUGGACCUGCAACGACUGGAAUGGGUUCAUGUUCAGGCUCCGUUUCAGGCCAUAGUCUAACCAAUAGAGAUGGAGCCGGUAGUGCCAGUGGUGGAUCUGAUGCCAAUUCACUGGUUGGUAGUCGAAUCGAUGAAAAUGAUCGCGCUGAAAAGGAAGAGCAAGAUCGUAAAGUGCGCCUUCAACUGUAUGUCCUGGUUACUCGAUGCAUAUCUUAUCCAUUUAACGCUAAACAACCCACCGACAUGUCUAGACGCCAUUUAAAGGUGAACAAAUCUCAAUUGGAACAAAUUAUCAACCGAUUCACCAGUUUUCUCAAAGGUGAUACAAGUUUACCCUGUGAUGAAGCCUUUGUCCAGGCAGUCCAGGGUUACUAUGAACGUUUUUUACGAUCUGACCGAGCAUUACUGAUGGUCACCUCUGGAGCAUCGAGUUUACACGAUUUCCGAUCCAUAUUCAAGUCAUCAAUUGAAAAGCGAGUCAAAAGUCUACCCGAGAUUGAUGGUCUUUCCAAGGAAACGGUUCUCAACUCGUGGAUGUCCAAAUUUGAGGUUCUCAUUAGAGGCGAUGAAGACACCAAAAAGCCAGCUCCAAGUCGAUCCCAAGUAGCCGCUCAACAACAAGGUCUUGCCUCUGAAUUGAUAUUAACCAAAGAACAGUUGUACGACAUGUUUCAACAUGUUUUAAAUAUUAAAAAAUUUGAACAUCAAUUGCUCUACAAUGCUCUUCAGCUCGAUUCUGGUGAUGAACAAGCUGCCGCCAUUAGACGUGAAUUGGAUGGUCGAAUCCAACGAAUAAAUGAAAUGGAAAAGAAUCGUAAAUUAAUGCCAAAAUUUGUGCUCAAAGAAAUGGAUCAUCUUUACAUUGAUGAAUUGCGUUCAUCGGUCAACCAAUUAAUGGUCAAUCUUGAAAGCCUUCCAGUAUCCAAAGGAGGAGCCGAUAGUAAAUAUGGACUUCAGAAGCUCAAAAAAUAUAAUCACAGCAUGAAAUGUUCAACGAAACAAUCAACAGCAAUUUGCUGUCAAUUUGAUUAUUCAUCAAUACUUAUGACUCUUCGUUCACCUUUAUGGACACUUCUUUACGAGGCCUUAUUAUUUACAAUUAAACGCAUAAAUCAAGCUUCAAUUGCUCGAGAUGGUCUGGGUGAAGACACGGAAACGACCCUUUCCAAAACUGAUGUUGUCCUACAAUUUACCAUCGAAGUUGUUGUUAUGGAAAUUCGUGGGCUGAAAUCAUUGAUACCAACUAGGAUUGUUUACUGUACAAUGGAGGUUGAAGGAAGUGAAAAACUGCAAACCGAUCAUGCAGAAGCCCAAAAACCAUUAUGGGAUACUCAGGGUGACUUUACAACUUGCCAUCCAUUGCCAAUAGUUAAGGUUAAACUGUAUGCUGAAAGGCCGGGAAUAUUGAGUUUAGAUGAUCAAGAAUUGGGUAAAGUUACUAUCAAACCGACUCCGUUAAGUACAAAAGCUCCUGAAUGGUACAAAAUGAUUGUUCCCAAAAAUGCGCCCGAUCAAGAUCUGACAAUAAAGAUAAUUGUCCGAAUGGAUAAACCGCAAAACUUGAAACACUGUGGCUUCUUAUUUGGCCAAGGUAAAGGUGUCUGGAAAAAGUGGAAGAAACGCUACUAUGCGCUGGUCCAAGUGUCUCAAUAUACAUUUGCUAUGUGCUCUUAUCGGGAGAAGAAAUCAGAUCCAACGGAAUUGCUGCAACUGGAUGGGUUUACCGUUGAUUACAUUGAACCUUUACCCGAACUGGAAGGACCCAAGUUUUUUUUCAAUGCCGUUAAAGAAGGUGAUUCGGUUAUAUUUGCGUGUGAAGAUGAAAACGAGUGUCACCUUUGGGUUAUGGCGUUAUACCGAGCCACCGGUCAGGCACACAAGCCUACACCUUUAGUUCAAUCGUCCAAAAACUCGACCAUUUCACGGCUUCAAGGUGAUGCUGAUCGUGCCCGUAAACAUGGAAUGGAUGAGUUUAUCUCUUCAGAUCCGUGUCGCUUUUCCCAUUCCGAGCUUUUCCGUCUCCUUCAAAGUGAAACUUUACACUUUCGCCUUAACGAUCCUUACUGUUCUCUGGGCUGGUUUUCACCGGGUCAAAUUUUUGUCCUCGAUGAGUACUGUGCUCGAUAUGGAGUUCGUAGUUGUUUCCGUCACCUGUGUUACUUGAGUGAUCUACUUGAUGCAGCUGAACGUGGACUGGCCAUUGACCCAACACUUAUUCAUUACUCUUUUGCUUUCUGUUCCUCUCAUGUUCACGGUAACUCAACCAGUGCACCACCCAUUGGUCAGGUUGCCUUUGACAUUAGACCCGAUGGUAUUGGCACUGUUACGGUAGAGGAAAAGGACAUGUACGCUGUGAUUAAGGAGCGACUUGGUUCGCUGUUGGAACAUCAGGUUACCAAUUUUCGCUAUUGUUAUCCCUUUGGUCGACCUGAAGGAGCUCUUAAGGCAACCCUUUCCCUUCUUGAACGGGUUUUAAUGAAAGACACUCGAACUCCAGCUCCUCCUGAUGAGGUUCGAUCCAUAAUUAAAAAGUGCCUUGAGACUGCAGCUCUUGUUAAUUAUACCAAAAUAUCGGAACAAGCACGAAUUGAAGAAAUUGUUAAUGAUCCAAAUUUGACUGCAACAGCUAAAUUAAAGGAAUUGGUUCGACUGGCUGAACUUUGUGUUGAUUUAAUCAAAGAGAACAACGAAUAUUAUGCUGAGGCUUUCAGUGGGGAGGUCGCUUUUGCUUGGUUCUCGGAUCUUCUAGUUGAACAUUGUGAGAUUUUCUGGUCACUUUUUGCUGUGGAUAUGAACACCAUUCUGGAUGAACAGUUACCUGAUACAUGGGAAAGUUUCCCUCUUUUUCAAGUUCUUAACAAUUAUCUGAGAGUUGAUGAAAAUCUUUGCGGAGGUCGAUUCCAUUCUCAUCUUCGUGAUACUUUUGCACCUCAAGUGGUUCGAUAUGUUGACUUGAUGGAGUCUUCCAUCGCUCAAAGUCUCCAUAAAGGCUUUGAGAAGGAAAAAUGGGAUCUCAAAGGGAUUGUAGGUUGUUCAACAUCAGAAGAGUUAUUCUGGAAAUUAUCUGCUCUUCAGGAUUUUAUAAGAGAUUUAUUCUGGCCUGAUGAAGUAUUUGCAAACCACUUGGAACAAAGGCUCAAAUUAAUGGCCUGUGAUAUGUUAGAGUCAUGCUUAAAUCGCACCUUGGCUGCCUUUCAAAAUUGGGAAAAAAAGGGAACCAGAUUUGGUAAUCCAACUGAUUAUAUAAUCCCAUCCGAAAUGUGUGCAAUGAUUAACGUUGUUCUUGAAACCAAAAACCAGUCACUCAAAUUGUGUACAUUUGAAAAUGGCGAUGUCCAUCAAUAUCACAGUAAAAUUGAUCAAUUGGUAGACAAAGCUGUAAUUGAAAUGCAAACAGGAAUAAUUGCCAAGUUAACCGGAAUUUUGGAAGCCACUUUGAGUAAACUAUCGCGAUAUGAUGAAGGAACCUUUUUCGCCCCAAUAUUAACCAUAACUUAUAAACAAGGAGUCUCGAGCAGUGGCAAAGAAAUUGGCAAAUCUUAUGUUAACUUUGUGCGUAACAAUUUAGAGCAAUUACGUCAAAAGAUUGCAGAUGAGUUAUGGGUUUUACAUGUUCUUGAGCAAUGGUAUACUAACCAGAUUAAUAUGAUUUGUUCCUGGCUUUCCGAAAGGAUUGACCAUGGAUUACAUUCUGUUCAAUUGUCAGCUUUGUCCAAUAUUGUAAAGAAAAUGUAUUCAGAUUUUGAGCUUCAAGGUUUUGAAGAAGACAAGGUAAAUUCUAAAAAUUAUCAAACUGUUAUUGCUCGUAUUCAAAUGGAAGAAGCUGCCGCAUCGGUCAACAAUGAAGGUGUCCGAGAAGAUGAUGAUUCGUGAGGAAAUGGCCAAUGGAAGCCAAGCAACAUCAGCUCGUCGGGUAUCAACAAUGUCUCGUGGUGAUUCAGACCCAGAUGGUUCAUAUGUUAGUCGAAUCCAAAAUGCAACAUCCAACGUAAUGGGUAGAAUCGGCGGUAUCGGAAGAAUUACUGGCAACUUAAGUGGUAACAUUGCUACUAAAUUUGGUGGUGGUUUCAUGAAAUUUUAACGUUUGUUCAAAUUAAUAUGGAUGGAAUCAAUUUUCACAUUUUUCGUCUCUAAGACACCCUAUCAGCUCUAAAUACUCAAUUAUCUUGGUGACCCAAAACUAUUUCAAUAUCAGAUUUGAUGAGUUGAAAUUGAAUGGCUGGAAACCAUUCCAAUGUACUUAGUUUGUACAUUAAUGUUCAAGUUUUAAUAUUGGAAUUCCUUCAACUAUAUAUAUAUACUACGUUAUCAAAUUUACGUUAUUUGUUCUCUUGUUGUUUGAUUCUUUUUUCACCGUUAAUCAUCUUGAAUAAUAUAGCAUUUAACUCAUAGAUAACAUCUACUUAAUUUUUGGAUAAACAAAGAUUACAAUCUGCCUCAUAACCUGAUCUCAUGGAGUAACUGAAAAAGAAACAAAUAUCUUAAAAUGGAUAAUUUUCUUCGCCAUGAUGGCUUAUUUUCAAGUCAUAUAUUUUGAUCCUCCAAACUCUUUUGGGAACAACAAAUUCAAGAAAUUAUUUAUUAAUUGUUCAUCAUAUAUUUGCAUAUGACGUGCUCUUUUCAAGGAAAGGAAAACAUCUAUAGUCUAUUAAUACUGUAAAAAUUAUAUUCAACAGUAAAUUGUUGGAAAAUCUGUCAACAAUAAUCAGCUUUAAAUUGACUCAAUGAAAUUGAAAACCUGUGAAGCUGUUUAACUGAACUAUUUGUUUACAUCAAUUUUCAGAUCAACAGCAAGCCUAAAUUUGGUUAGUGAAACGGCCUGACCAACCCUAUCAACAUAACCAUGAUAACUUAACAUAUUAACAUUUUUUUGUCGAUUGUGAUCAUUCUAUCUGUCACAUAUAAACAUUCCUCUCAAAAUUGGUCAUCUAUUCAUAUGAACAUAUACUUUCAACUGUAAAUUGGAAACAUGAAACUGGUCAUUUUCAAGUGAAAAAGUAUAUUUAAAGACAACAUCUAAUAGGAAAUUGGAACAACUUAAACAAUUAUUUUCAACCAAUGUUGAGCAAAAUAUCAAAUCCAUCCUCAAAUUAUAUCAAAUUAUAUCAGAAAUUCUUGCAAAUUAUAAAUUGUUCGUUUUGUUAUAAAGAAAAUGUAUCAAAAUGUUUGCAACAAUCAAGCAAACAAAGACUACCUUCCAGACCUUUAGCAUCAUUUAUGUAAUAUCUUGAGUUUACUCUUUAAUGCAUUUAUUGUAAAUAUCAAUACAGAAUCGCACCUCAGUAUUGGAAGCAAUAUUUUUUCCUCUGUAAAAUUCAAUUAAACUUAACUAAUAAAAUUAAUUUAAUUCAUUA
Messenger RNA from Tetranychus urticae (two-spotted spider mite), 7348 nucleotides. The record is from RefSeq and is a predicted model, not a curated record. Lineage: Eukaryota; Metazoa; Arthropoda; Arachnida; Trombidiformes; Tetranychidae.